This is a messenger RNA of Dipodomys ordii (Ord's kangaroo rat), 637 nucleotides long. It is a transcript of the gene Vpreb1, whose product is annotated as pre-B lymphocyte 1. The record is from RefSeq and is a predicted model, not a curated record. Gene Ontology annotation, biological process: immune response; immunoglobulin production. Lineage: Eukaryota; Metazoa; Chordata; Mammalia; Rodentia; Heteromyidae. The coding region runs from base 38 to 502 and encodes 154 amino acids. The transcript has 2 exons.
GUGGCUGUGGGAGGAAGAGUGCUGCAGAUCCCAUACCAUGUCCCUGACUCCUGUCCUACUCAUGUUAUUGGCCCACUGCACAGGUGGUGAUCCUCAGCUCAUGCUGCAUCAGCCACCAUUUGCCUCUUCUCCCCUUGGAACCACAAUCCAUCUCACCUGCACCCUGAGCAGCGACUAUAACAUUGGUGUUUACAGCAUCUACUGGUACCAGCAGAGGCCAGGACACCCACCACGGUUCUUGCUGCAAUAUUUCUCACACUCAGACAAGUUCCAGGGCCCUCAAACUCCAUCUCGUUUCUCUGGAUCCAAAGAUGUGUCUAGGAACCGAGCUUAUCUGAGCAUCUCUGAGCUACAGCCUGAGGACGAGGCUAUGUAUUAUUGUGCUAUUGGGACCAAGAGCUCGGAGAAGCAGAAUGAUAUUGAGAGAGAGAGAAGGGAUGAAAAGGAGGAGUAUGCUGGUUCAGGGUUCCAGACAGCCCAGGAUAUGAAUAGCUUAAACUAAAGGCUGAUGUGGAGAGAAGGGUGGAACUUAGAGUUGCACAGAGCAGAGGAGAUGGGGCAUUCAGCUUCUUGUAAUACAGUGUUGUUGUAAAAUGUUGGAAUCUGGAUUAUGGAAUUAAAGCUGUUUGUGCCUUCA